Ixodes scapularis (black-legged tick) is the source of this 2162-nucleotide messenger RNA. RefSeq names its product WD repeat-containing protein 25. The coding region runs from base 717 to 2060 and encodes 447 amino acids. The transcript has 2 exons. NCBI's taxonomy places the organism in Eukaryota, Metazoa, Arthropoda, Arachnida, Ixodida, Ixodidae. The record is from RefSeq and is a predicted model, not a curated record. Gene Ontology annotation, molecular function: protein binding.
CAUCAGAGAAUGUAGUUCGUCAUGUGGUGGGGUCCAGAACGGCGGCGAGAGGGCGAGAGCGAUCGCCGACCUGCCGAUUUUAAUUAAUAUUAUGGUUCACUGAUCGGACGCAUUAUCACCUGUGGAAGCAGCGCGUGGGUUCAUUUACUCGUUAGAAAAUAAUUGUUGCGUUAAAGUUACUGCACAGAGCUCGAGCGCAACCCAUGACACACCGGUAUUGCCGAAUCGUAGCUAGACGACGUUCACAAGUGAGGAAUAGUAACUUCUACCGCUUUAAUUGCACCCAGUUCGGGACGCUUUUCUUCUUCGUUGCCGGUGCAACCGCACAGCUUUGCACUCUGCCCUUUAGGAACUUCGGUUCACUGCCUAUGCGCGAAUUUGGCGUAAAUACAACCAUCGUUCAGCGGUUAAAGGAAAAGGGAGAGAAAAGACGAAACCUCUCAACGCAACAGUAUCCGUGUGGUAAUAUAGUUCUAAACUUUUAACACGCUUAAACGUUUUUGUUUUGUUUUUCAGUUGACAUUCUAUUUGAUCCUUGUACAUUUAAAAAUUUGUAAUAAAUAUUUAAAGGUCAGUGUUUACGUAUAUAAGUUGCAAAUUAUAAACUUUAGAACAGUGGAAGACUACGCGGAACAGGCGCGUGGGAAAACGGUAUUAAUCCGCAGAUAGCGGUUGUUUGCAGUAAUAUUUGUUCAAGAGGCUGGGUAAACAACGCCAUGUGCGCGUCCGAGUCGUCCAGCGACGACGAUACAACGCUGUCGUCAGCCGAUUACUUCAACUUAAACGACACGGACUGGGACGAAAGACUGCAAGAAUCCGCCGAUCGCGAGUACGAUCAGUUACGUAGUAACCUUAUGUUAAGCGAAUCGGCGACAACGCUAGGAACCCGCAAGCACGGUGCUGCGCGCAAGCCUUCGCCCCAGCCCGUUGUAAAACGUUUCCGAUCCCAAUACUUAACUGCCGACCCAGUCAGAAAAUUCCCCGAAAGUGUUGCAUCAUCAGCAUCAUCGCCGCCUCAUAGGCCGCCUAUUGAGACAACGAAAUCAGAACAGAAAACAGUCCGCUUCGAACCUGCGCUGGCUUUCAGUGAACACGUCGUUUCGGAGAAAUACGUCAGUAGAACGGCGUAUAGGCCAUUCUUUAAGAUUACUGCACACAGUAAACCCAUCACUGCCUCCUUCUGGGCUCCAGCCCCUUUCGGAGAACUGCUCCUAAGCUCGUCUCUUGACGGCUGCGUCAAGUUGUGGCACACGACCACGGGGCGUUGUCUGUACAUCCGUCAGGCUGGACAGAGUAUCCGCUGCGCUCGUUUCACGCUCUGCGGUCGCAAGGUGUUCCGUUGUGGAUGGGACGGUCAGUUGGUGCUCUUGGACCCUGUCGGGGACGGCGCGGUCUUCGCGUGCACGCCGGAUGGAGGCCCUCCUUCGUGCCUAAGGCCGGACCCCUCCAAUGAAGCUCAAGUAUUCGUAGGUUGCAGGGAUGUGGCGCAACUCUGGGACACGCGCCGACCCGCCGACGCCGGCCCUGUCCGCUGCUUCCAAGCCCGCUGCGGCGACAUGCUCGACCUCCUCCCCCUCCACGGCGGACUCGAGCUUGCGUGCAGCGGAGACCUCGUGGCGAGAGACUCGUGCUGCGCCGCGCUCUCAGUCUGGGACGUGGCCUCGGGGGCUCCACUUUCCGCGCAGCUCUACCAGGAACGCUACACCCUACCCUGCCUCGAAGAACUGCCUCCGGGGAACGCGUUCCUGGCGCAGUCCAACGGCAACUACGUUGCCAUGUUCGACGCAGCGCGCCCGUACCGCCUCCACAAGAAGCUGCGCUAUGAGGGACACACUGUAGGCGGACACGCGGUGAGGUGUAGCACAUCAUUGGACGGUGUUUUGCUGUGCAGCGGAGACGCAGAGGGUGUGGCACAUGUGUACAAGGUACGGUCAGGUGUGGUUGCCAGUGUGGUGGCAGUGCCAGGAGGCCCGGCAGUCACACACCCGCACUGGCACCCGAGCCGGCCAGGACUGUUGGCUCUUGGCUGCGCGGACGGCUCCGUCCACUUGUGUAGGUGAUCGGUCGUUUGGGCACCCGCAAACGCCAGAGUUUGUGCCUGUGAACACGACUUCUAGUUGCCUGAGUGUAUAUAGUGACAGUAAAAGAUUUCCAUUCGUCUA